AUGGCAAAAUCAUCCUCUGCAGAAGAGAUGCUUUCUACAGGAAGAGCAAGGACUAACCAGAAAGUCACUGAGGAUCAGUCAUUCAUGAAUAACUUGCGGAAGAAAGACAGGAGAUGCGUGGUCAUUGAAGAUGUUGUGGAACAGCUGUGGUGGGAGCUCAGCUCCAGGCAAUAUACUUUGUCCAUCGUUGUAGUGGGGAUAGUGCAGAAAGAGCUGGACAGGGCAAAGGGAAGGGACAAGUCUGGCAAGUGUGACUUGCACGGCUGGGUCGCAGAGCAGGAAGGGCAGGGGCCCAGAGCCACCACUGGUCUGGUGUGUCCUCUGGAGGUGUCAGUCAGUUCAGGCAGUAUCCAGGUUGCCCGAGGCCAGACAGCAGUAUUGCCCUGCACCUUCACCACUAACGCUGCUCUCACUAACCUUAAUGUCAUCUGGAUGGUCAUUCCUCUUUCUAACGCCAACCAACCUCAACAGGUUAUUCUCUACCAAGGGGGUCAGAUCUUUGGUGGUGCACCUCAGUUCUAUGGGCGAGUGGGGUUUGCUGUGACAAUGCCAACCACCAGUGCCUCCAUCUUCAUCAACAACACUCAGCUAUCGGAUACUGGCACAUACCAGUGUUUGGUCAACAAUCUUCCCGACCGAGGCGUCAGGAAUAUCGGAGUCAUUGGACUUACUGUCUUGGUUCCUCCUUCUGCCCCGCUUUGCAGAAUCCAGGGGUCCCUGGACGUGGGCAGCGAUAUCACACUGACCUGCAGCUCGGAAGAAGGCAUCCCCCGGCCAACAUACCUCUGGGAGAAACUGGACAAUGUUCCCAAGUUGCCCCCAACUGCCACACAAGACCAAGUCCAGGGCACUGUCACUCUCCGAAAUAUCAGCACUGUGUCCUCAGGUCUUUACCAAUGUGUGGCUUCAAAUGCCAUUGGAACCAGCACUUGCCUUCUGGACCUGCAAGUCAUUGCACCUCACCCCCGGAGUAUUGGCCUGAUCGCAGGAGCGGUGGCCACAGGUGCUGUUGUGCUCGUUGUUUGCAUUGUGUUGGUGGCCGUGGCAUUGUUUUACUGGAAAAAUAAACACAAAGAAGAAGAAGAGGAGGAGAUUCCCAAUGAAAUAAGGGAGGACGACCUGCCGCCCAAAUGCUCCUCCGCCGCAAAGACAUUCCAUGCUGACGCAUCCUCAUCGGAGAACGACACCCUCACCUCCUCCAACACCUACAACAGCCGCUACUGGAAUGACCCCAAAGCCAACCACGCCACAGACUCCUUCACUCGUUUCAGCAACAGCAACGAUGCCCACCAGCCCCCUUUCUCCCGCUCGGGGAGCACGAGCAACCGCCCCGUCUAUGCCAACGGGGGACACCACCCUCCCGCCCGCUCCUACGCUGUCAGCCAGGCCACGCUGGAGCUGAUUGGGGCUGUCCCCGUUAUGGUUCCCGCCCAGAGCCGGGCUGGCUCCCUUGUGUAG
Molecule: messenger RNA, 1458 nt
Organism: Apaloderma vittatum (bar-tailed trogon)
Lineage: Eukaryota; Metazoa; Chordata; Aves; Trogoniformes; Trogonidae
Product: immunoglobulin superfamily member 11-like
Exons: 9
Coding region: 1-1458 (485 amino acids)
Biological process (GO): homophilic cell-cell adhesion
Cellular component (GO): cell-cell junction
Molecular function (GO): ionotropic glutamate receptor binding
Source: RefSeq, a predicted model, not a curated record